Messenger RNA from Ixodes scapularis (black-legged tick), 1726 nucleotides. RefSeq lists its product as uncharacterized. The record is from RefSeq and is a predicted model, not a curated record. Lineage: Eukaryota; Metazoa; Arthropoda; Arachnida; Ixodida; Ixodidae. The coding region runs from base 1 to 1242 and encodes 413 amino acids. The transcript has 16 exons.
AUGCGAGUAAAUACAGUAGAUCUCAAAAAAGAAGCCGUGGGUCCACAAGAUGACAAGAGUGAGCUUGAGCAGUCCGGCAAGCUCUUCGUUGGCGGCCUGGACUACGGUGUGCAGAAUGACUCUGAAGUCCAAGAAAGCGAAACCAUACUGCCAGAUGAUGGACCAGGAUGGGGUGGAUCCACUGACGAGAGUGUGAUGCCAGCUGAGGCUAUCAAGACAGAACCACCGGAUUAUGUUGAACGGGACGAAACGCCCGGCAGCCAUCUUUCGUCCACGGAGUCGGAGUCUGAACGCUAUGGGGAAGAUUGGAAACCCGACAGCCAAGUGUCUGCUUUUACGAAAGGUACUGAACUGUUAGAUUACACGGACAUGACGGAGGUUACGUUCCACUUGAAUGCAGAGCCGCAGGUUUCCGAAGCGUCCCAACUACACGAUGGCACAGAGGUGGCCGUUAAGAUUGAGCCGCAAGACGCGACGGAAGUUUGCACCGAGACAGUUGCCAUGGGGACGGGGAUGGAUGGUUCCAGCGACAAUAGUGCGAUGGCAGCUGUUACUAUCAAGACGGAGCCACCAGAAUAUGUUGAACAGGAUGAAGCGCCUGGCAGUCAUCUUGUAUCUGUUAAAUCAGAGACAGAAUGUUACGAGGAAGUUCGGAAACCCAGGAACCAUGUGCCAGCUCUUACGGAAGGCGAACCAUCAGAUUAUGCGGACGUGACAAAGGUUACAUUCCACACAAAUCCAGAGCCGCAGGUUUCCGAAGGGUUUCAACAACAUGGCAACGCAGCGGUGGCCGCUGAGAUUGAGCCUCAGGAUCCGACGGAAGUCAACAAUCGGGCAGAUCCCGCGGAGACGGGGAUGGUCCGUUGUGCCAGCUACACGUGCGAACUCAAGCUGAAGGUUGUUGAGCAUGCCAUUGAACAUGGCAACUGCGCGGCCGCAAGACAUUUUGGCGUCGACGAGGUGCGCGUCCGGUAUUGGAAACAGCAACGUGAAAAGUUGCAAGCCGCAAAGAAGACGCGUCGGUCUUUCCGAGGACCGAAGCAGGGAAAGUUUCCUCGCGUUGAGGAGGAAGUGCUCGAAUACGUGACGAACUUUCGGAAGAAGGGUUGUGCUGUGUCACAUGAGCUGAUUCAGAAUCACGCACGGACCAUUGCAAGAAGACAUGGCAUCUCAGCGCAGGAUUUCAAGGCCAGUAUUGGUUGGGCAACACGCUUUAUGCGACGGAACGGACUCUGUCUCUGAAUACGUAGGACACUGUGCCGACGGCUCCCUUCAAGCUACGAGGACAAGAUCACUGAUUUUCACCGUUACCUUAUAAGGAUGCGCCAAGAAAAAAAACUUCAUCGUGUCCCAGAUUGGAAAUGCCGAUCAGACCAGAAGGGUGCACGGAGAGUUCACAUCAGGACAACACAAACUGAAAAGCAAAGGUGCACUGUGAUGCUGGCAGUGACGGUGGAUGGCUGUAAGCUGCCACCAUACAUGGUCUUCAAAAGGAAAACACUUGCCAAGGGCAAGUUUCCAGAUGUCAUUCACAUUCGUGUACAAGAGAAGGGGUGGAUUUCAGCGGACCUGAGGGUGGACUGGAUUACGACAGUGUGGGGUUUCCAGCCAAAUGCCUUUCUUCCAUCGCUUCUCGUGCUGGAGAGUAUUCUUGGGCAUCUCCUGGACAGUGUUCACCUCAAGUUGAAGGAGCUAUGCGCCGACAUUGCCGUCGUUCCGGGUGGCC